Molecule: messenger RNA, 3354 nt
Organism: Anarrhichthys ocellatus (wolf-eel)
Lineage: Eukaryota; Metazoa; Chordata; Actinopteri; Perciformes; Anarhichadidae
Gene: cxcl12b
Product: chemokine (C-X-C motif) ligand 12b (stromal cell-derived factor 1)
Exons: 4
Coding region: 74-382 (102 amino acids)
Biological process (GO): defense response; chemotaxis; immune response
Cellular component (GO): extracellular region
Molecular function (GO): chemokine activity
Source: RefSeq, a predicted model, not a curated record
CUGGCGGCCACAGUUGCGCCCUGGAUUGUAGCAGAGAGAGAGCAGCCCUCCUGCAGCCUGCUAGCCCACCACCAUGGAUGUCAAGCUGCUGGCACUGAUGGCUCUGAUGGCCGUGGCCACACAUGUACCGACCUCCAACGCAAAGCCCAUCAGUCUGGUGGAGCGGUGCUGGUGUCGUUCCACCCUCAACACGGUCCCUCAGCGGUCCAUCAAAGAGCUCAAGUUCCUCCACACACCCAACUGCCCCUUCCAAGUCAUUGCCAAGCUGAAGAGCAACAGGGAGGUUUGCAUCAACCCGGAGACCAAGUGGCUGCAGCAGUACUUAAAGAACGCCAUUAACAAGGUGAAGAAAUCUAGAAGACGCAAUAACAAGAAAAACUAAACACAAGGGGAAGACAUGUAUGUCGUCAGGCAUGGCGUUCCGGAGUCGAACCUGUAUACCUACCUGUCACUGCUAUGGAUGUAUAUAAACACGCUGUAUGUACCCGUCCACCCUCUCUGGACCGCUUGCAGAACCAGCACUUCACCGCCAAACCGUGCCGUCUCAAGCACCGCCACCGAUCCCUCUGGACACCCACGCAGUCCCCUCCAACUCUCCAUGUUAGCACCAAGUGCAAUUAUACCUCGAGGUGGCGGGACGCAUGCUAAUGCCAGAUAUAUGUGUGUGAGUGCUGAGCACGACAGAGAAAGUGCGUGUGUGUGUUUGAAUGUGCAACAUAUAAACUAACUCUAAAUGUGCGUCUGUAUAUAGUAUUUUCUCACUUAACACAGCCAGAGAGAAACAACUUGAGCUUUCUGUCUCAGGCAAGGCUUUGUGGGUAAUGCCACUUUCACGUCAUGGGAAAAAAAAUAUUCACAUCGGUCUCCGAGAAGGAAUUCCGAUCGGGAUUUUUGUUGGCUGUCCUACAGUAUAUGUUAAUUAUUAAAGACGCGUAUCAUUUACAAACACCAAUCCACCCAAGUUGAAUUCAUAGUAAUAUCUCAACAUAAACCGUUUUUAAAGAGUGACUACUGUCAACAUGUUUCUACUUUUUAAUCUAGAUAUUAUACUUUCCUAAGAAAAACAAAAAGCCUACCCCGGAUGGAGGUGUUAAAUGAAAAGUGUCCACUGAUAACAAGUGAAAGUGGCAUUACUCCCUGACUGAGGGGUCAUGGGGCAGUAGCAGAGGCUGUCCAGUGGGGUUACACCUUCACAAGCAGUGACCAAUCAGGGCAGGCCGUGUCACAACAGUAUCUUGAAUUAUCGUCACACUCGCUCCAGCAUCAGGAACAAAACAGACGGAAGCUCAAACACACUGCGAAGAAACAAGCACUGAUCUUGAGGCGCUAUAUAUAUUCAGUAUAAGGGGUCAGAGCCAUUGACAUAAUUAUAUUUCACUGUUUAUUAUAUGCAAGAUUCAGAAUGUGAUAUUGUGACCUCUAUGUUAUGUUUUUUACCAGUCACAAAAUAUUUGAAGCGCUGUUGUUAGAUUUUAUGUGAAGGCCAUGGUGUACUGAUGAAUACUACAAGGGAAUGAAACACUUAUCAAUGCAUACUUUUUGUUACUGAACAUAUCAGUAAACAGAGACCAAAUAUUUGAAGAGUAACACAUGUAACGUGAAGAAACCUGUGAAAGCAUGACUUCUCCAUUUCAUUCAUUGUUAGAAAAAGGGAGUAGAAGACUGUCAUUGUCUCAACUCAUCAAACGGACUAAUUGUGAAUGUAUAUCAUGACAGCAGAGCAAUUCAACUGCAGUAUUUUCAUACCGACACCCGUCCUUGGGAGGAAUGAAAAGCUAAAUAACUGUCACAUGAAACAGAUGAUGAUAAAUAUCACAAUGGAAAUGUUCACUGUGGCAAAAAGAAAGUUUUCGAUUAGUCUUUUUAUAUAUAUUUGAGCCACUUUAUUAUCAGAUGUGUCAAUUUAAAUGUAAUUGUUUUAUUUUUAUAUUGUGUAUAAUCUUACUAAAUGCUUUUUAAUGCAAUGUACAGUAGGCAGUAGCUACUAAAUGAAGGCUAGCCCUUAAGAUGUAAGAAACAGUAUUAAGCUUCAUUUUUAAGAUGUCAUGCAAUACACGUGUAAUGGUUUGUUACUCCACAGUAUUCAACACUGAAUUACUUUUUUAAAAUCAUUUUCUUAACGUUUAUAAAGAAAAAAUAGCAAAUCAAAUCAAAUAUCGUCCUUCUUCUUUGUUGUUGUUUCUCCGUAUUGUUUCCUUAUCAACCAAUCUGAGAUGUAACAACGGUGAACUGAACACAAUCUGUUACGGUCAACACACAGUGAUUGAAAACAAAAGCCGCCGUCAUUGUGUGACAUGUGGCAGGAAACUCUUCGGCCCACCAGUCGCCUCCAUUGAACACUCGAUUUUUUUAUAGUUUUACUGAGGUUGAUGUAUGAUGUGUCAAUAGAGCCACUGAGCCAAAACGUAACACGUUUGAGUUGAGAUCCCAGCGACCAACAUGUGCUUUCAAUCUGGACACUCCCAGCAACCCACCGGCUUUCUUUCCACUUCCACUCAACUGCUGCCAUGCCGCAACAUUUGUUUCCCCGAAAUUGUAAUGCAAGUCCUGUUGUUUGUGUUCAUUUCUAAGGUCUAUGUUCUGUUCUGUUUGCUGAGUGCCUGAUCACAGGUGAUACUCAUAUCAAUUUGCAGCUAAUGGUGCAAUAACCUAUAAGUGUCAGUCUUUUCCCAUUAAACUAAUAGAAGUUAAUGGACACUCAUUUUGUCUGAUUAUACUCAUUUGUUUAAACACAUUGCUGAAUAAGUUAAAACGUUCCAGUUUCCAGACACACUGAUAUGCAAUGAUAAGUCUAAUUUUAUUCAUUUUGUAAAUUCAUGACAAAACCGCCAUCUAUUCCCAAAAUACUUUAGAGAGAUUAUGUUGUUAUUUCUGUAAACUUAAACCUUUCUAAUAUAAAACGUGAUAAUUAUCUCAAUAAAAGGAACAAACCUAUUACAUUAUAUGUAAGAACAGGUAAUUCGUUUUAUUAAUUAGAAUUGAAUUUCUGUUAUGUUUAUUGUCACUCACUGAACUGUCGCUGCAGAGAAUAUUUAGUGUGACUAAUUAGUGUCAGACAAUUACAAACUGAUCAUUGUGCAUUUACAGAAAUUUUUUGUUUAUUAUUUGGACCAAAAACAAAUUCAGGUUCGCAUUGAUCGUAUAUUAAUAAAUCACUCAAAAUGUGUGCAAAGUCUUCUACUUUGGACCCUGAGACAAUGUGAAAUAUAUAUCUUUUGAGGCAGCUUCCGACACAUAUUCUUCAUAUACGUGAGAUGUAUUGUCACUCUUUAUAAACCAAGAGGCUCUAUUUUCACUGUGAUACUCAAACCCUUUUUAAAUAAAGUAUUAUGAAAUAAAGUCAGUGUGUCUGUA